Molecule: messenger RNA, 3497 nt
Organism: Passer montanus (Eurasian tree sparrow)
Lineage: Eukaryota; Metazoa; Chordata; Aves; Passeriformes; Passeridae
Gene: KCNIP2
Product: potassium voltage-gated channel interacting protein 2
Exons: 8
Coding region: 29-1444 (471 amino acids)
Biological process (GO): regulation of potassium ion transmembrane transport
Cellular component (GO): voltage-gated potassium channel complex
Molecular function (GO): calcium ion binding; potassium channel regulator activity
Source: RefSeq, a predicted model, not a curated record
UGCAGUGAUGAAGGACUGAUGCCCAGGGAUGCAGGAUGCUCACAACACUCGAUUGUGGGAGUGGAUGGCUCCUGCUCAAGGCUGCAGGAUGCUCUCGGUGCCGGCUUCCCUCCGGAAGGAGCAUCCUCGCCUGCUCCUGGAGAGAGGCGGCCCUGGGAUGCAGCGGUGCCUCAUUGGUCAGCGGGACCUGUGGAGUCUGCGGGUUGCCAUACCAACCUGCCUCUGGUUCCCGGCCAGCCGGGGCGUGAAGUGCCGGGUCGAGCCGGUGCCAAGGGGCGGAUCAGGAGCCGGGGGCAGCCCGAGGCUCUGCCAGCCAGGGAGGCGUCCAUCCGCCUCUGCCGGAGGGCUGCCUGGCCCCGCCGGGCUCCCCGGCACCCCGCAUCGCCCUGACGCCGCUCCCCGCAACUUUGCGGCACGGAGGGACCGGCGGGAGGGCACGGCCCGCGGGGACCAACCCGGACAUCCCGCUCAGCGGCCGGCCUUGGUGAGCCCGAGCCCCGGGAGGGCACCGCCGCCGAGCUCCGUGUCCCGCUGCCCCGCCGCACCGGAGCAUCCCCGCGCAAAAGUUGCCGCUGCCGGGAGCGGGGCCGCGCUGCCGCUGCCCGCUCCGCCGGCCUGCGGCGGCCGCCGAUGCCCGCAGGCUCGCCCCGGGCAGGAAGGCUCGGUCCUGCCCCGGGCAUCGCCCGCGGCUCGCAGGAGCUGGGGGCUGCUCGGCGGCCGGGAGGGGGUGCGGCUGGGUCCCUCCCCAGCGCCGGGAGCUGGAGCCAUGAGCCACUGCCAGCAGCGCUGCAAGCGGCAGCUGGGCCGGGUGAUCCGCUUCUUCUACCAGUUUGUCACCGGGACUCUCUCCCAAGACAGUGUUGAGGAUGAGUUUGAGCUCUCCACCGUCUGCCACCGCCCCGAGGGGCUGGAGCAGCUCCAGGAACAGACCAAGUUCACCCGCAAAGAGCUGCAGGUCCUGUACCGAGGCUUCAAGAAUGAGUGCCCAAGUGGCAUUGUCAACGAAGAAAACUUCAAGCAGAUCUAUUCACAGUUCUUCCCUCAAGGAGACUCCAGCACCUAUGCCACCUUCCUCUUCAAUGCCUUCGACACCGACCACGAUGGCUCCGUCAGCUUUGAGGACUUUGUGUCUGGGCUGUCCACCAUCCUGCGGGGCACCAUUGAUGAUCGCCUGAACUGGGCCUUCAACCUCUAUGACCUGAACAAAGAUGGCUGCAUCACCAAAGAGGAAAUGCUGGACAUCAUGAAGUCCAUCUACGACAUGAUGGGCAAAUACACCUACCCGGCCAUGCGGGAGGAAGCACCCCGGGAGCACGUGGAGAACUUCUUCCAGAAAAUGGACCGGAAUAAGGAUGGUGUGGUGACAAUUGAGGAGUUCCUGGAGUCCUGCCAGAAGGAUGAGAACAUCAUGCGAUCCAUGCAGCUCUUCGACAGCGUGAUUUAGCUCCCAGACCUGCCUCCAGAUGAGCUCUCCUGACACUGGGCCCAGAACCUUCUCUCUCUUGACUUUUCCUUUGGGACUCCCCUUCUCCGGCUGCACAGACACCUCCAUGGAAAGGGGCCUUCCUUCCCUGAGAUGCAGUCGGAGCCGAGAUCUUCCCUUUCCCCUGGCCCAGCUCUGCUUUCCUCGGGGAAUCCCAAGCAGGUGCUCCCAGAUGUUGGAGCAUGGGCAUGGCUGGCACGGGAUGAGAAUUUCACCUGGAUGGACCUCCCUGCACUCAAUCCCGGUGGAAAAGACGCAUCCUUGGGCUGCAGUAGAGGUUUCCCCAUGCACACCACCUCAAGCAGCCACAGCUCACCUACCCUGAUCAUCCCCAGCCCCAGGAGCCCCCAGUCCCAGCUCCAGCCCAAAUCCUCCAGCAACACUCUCUAGAAACCAAUAAAGUCUUGCAAUGGGCAGAGCUUUGGCUUCCUCCCCUGCCCUGGCUGUGGCCCUGCUGUGGGAAGAUGUCUGGUGUGUCCACUGUGAGCCACCAGCCACCCUCCCUGUCCUGGGCCAGUGGGUGGGCAGAGGGGCUGGCCUGGAGAAGGCAGCCACGUGAGUCCUGGGGGUUCAUUGCUGCAUGAGCUGUGGGGAGUGCCCCCUGAUCCCAGGGAUCCUGGUUAGACCUACGAGGCUCUUCUUGAGAGGGGCAGAGGGGAGGCUAAAGGGACUCCAAGGUGACUUGUGGCAUUUGUCCCCCAGGAUGGAUGAUGAAGGGCUGGGAGAGCUGCAGCCUUGGCCCCUGUCCCUCAGGUUUGGGGUGCUGGCACAGGGGGACCCCAGGGAUCCACUCUGAGGCUCCAGUGGAGAGACACCCUUUCCAUCCUUCCCUAGGAUGUGACAGCCAGGGUACAUGUGGAAGAGGGAGAUGGGCUGCUCUCUGGUGGCCGUUCUGGUCCCACAGGGCUCAGAGCUAUGCUCCUGGCAUCGUUUGCUGCUGACUUUGCCCUGCUCCUGUGCCCUGGCCCAUCCCAGCCCACCUGCUGCCCUGGGGCCAGGGGAAUGAGCAAUGAGGCUGAGAGGUGUCCCCACAGGAUAGCCCUGUGCUGGUGACAUGGCUGAGCUGGCAGCUCCUGGAGGAGAAAGUCUAAGCUUUGGUUAGACAGGAGUCACUGCCACGCUGCUGGCAGGCUGGAGGGUCACCUUGGGGCAGGGGACUCUUCUCCUUUUUCCAGCAUGGCCAUGUGAGAGCCUGCUUGGGGACCUUGGGGAUGGGGACCCUGGGUGUUUUUGUCACCACCAGCUCCUUGGAGAUGGGUGUGUGCAGACAGGCCUGUCCUGCCCACUUACCACUCCAAGUCGUAGCUGGGAGAGUGAUGCCCAUGGGCAAAUGAUCCCAUGCCAACUCCAGAAGCCCCUGACAGGCACUGGGAAUGUACCCAGUCCUGGCAGCCCCGAGUGUGGCUCCACCCUCUGUAUCCUUGGCCAGGGGUGGUUUGGGCUGGCCUGAGCUUCGAUGUCUGGGAUCAGCACCCAUGCUGGGCCAGACCCAGGCUGAGACCCUGGGGCUGCAGACAUUAAAAUUUAACCCCUGGGGCUCUGAGCCAAAGCUAUGGGGCUGCUUCCCAGGGGGACCAUCCCUGUCCCAGCCCUUGCAGAUAUCACGUGUUUUUUAGGCUCAUUUGACACAUUAUUUAUCUUGCAGACAUGAUGUGUUUUUUCGGUUCAUUCAACACACUGUUCAUCUCACAGACCUGCUCCCAGGUUUGCUGUGGGGCUGAGCUCCCACUUGCAUUCUCCAAAGGGUGGAAGGGCCUUGCCCCUCCAUCUCUUGGCCCUUUUCUCCCUCCUCCCAGCUCCCUGGGGUACCCAUUGUUUGCUGCCAUGUGGAGCACCUGCUGCCUCCCCCCUCACGCUGUAGGUCGCAUGGUGUGACCCCCUGCCCCAGGGCAUGGUGACCCACAACCUGCUUGGCAUCUCCAGUCUGUAUAUUUUGUAUUAUAACAAUUAUAUGAGUUUAAAAAACAAAACAAAACAAAAAACCAAUAAAAUCUAACCACAAUCGCUAUGCACA